GGGCGGAGCGGAGCGGAGAGGCGGCGGGCGGCAUGGUGGCGGCGUGGGGGCGGCGGGCGUUGCGGGUCGGGCUGGCGCUGAGCGUCCUGGCGCUGGUGCUGCAGGGGCUGCGGGGCUGGUUGGCUUCCAAGCGGUACGAGUUCACCUCCGCCGAGAUCGCCCAGCUCGCCCGGCACCACGCGGGGCUGGACCAUGAGCUGGCUUUCUCUAAGAUCAUCGUGGAGCUUCGGAAGAAGCACCCAGGCCACAUCCUGCCGGACGAGGACCUGCAGUGGGUGUUUGUGAAUGCAGGCGGGUGGAUGGGUUCCAUGUGCCUCCUGCACGCCUCACUCACUGAGUAUGUACUGCUGUUUGGGACAGCUGUUGACACAGGGGGCCACUCAGGUCGGUAUUGGGCAGAUAUCUCUGACACUGUCAUCUCGGGGACCUUCCGGCAGUGGAAAGAGGGGACCACCAGAAGUGAGAUCUACUAUCCAGGGGACACCAUCGUGCAUCAGGCGGGAGAGGCCACGUCAGUGCAGUGGAGUGCAGGCACCUGGAUGGUGGAGUACGGCCGGGGCUUCAUCCCCUCCACACUCGCCUUUGCCUUGGCUGACACCCUUUUCAGCACUCAGGACUUUGUCACCCUCUUCUACACCCUGCGUGUCUAUGCCAAGGGCCUGCUCUUGGAAGCCAACGCCUUCUUCAGCACUUGGGGCUGCUGAGCCCGGCUCACGGCGGCGUCCUGCUGGGCACAGCUGGCUCUUCUUCUCCCAGCCUUCCUCCCCCCUCCAUCUCCCUGAGCCCAGGCUGUAGCAGAGACAUCAAGAGACCCCCUGUGCCUCACCCAAAUUGCUCUGUCCUUCCUCAGGGGCCAGCUGGAUGCCAGGACAGAGAGAUUGUGGUAGUUACAACAAACAAACAGCCUGUUCUCUUUACUGUCUGCCUCUCCCUGCCUUUUAAUUGGAGUCAUGUUCUGCUUUUCCAUCCUUCAGGGGCUGGAGUGGCCUUGGAGGGUGAGAACAUCCCUGUGUGCCUUUGGCCUGCAGCUGGAGAGGGGCUGGAGCUUGAUGUCCCCAGGCUCCACAAAAUUUCUGCAGCUUCUGAGACAUCAGGAGGUAGAUGCAGGCCUUAAGGCAGGGUGCACAGGGUGAGCAGGACCAGAGCACCUGCGCAAAGGUGAGCCAGGAGGUUCCCCAUCUCCCUGGCAGAUUGCUGUGGCUGUGGGUGGCACAGGGCACUGUGUCCAGCUGGCAGCAUCCCCCGUGGCUCUGCCCCACUGAUGUGGGCUGGCAGCACACAGUGUCUCCCUGGCACAGGGCGAGAUCUGCACUGGGACUAUAGCAGCGAGGGGAUGCCCAACCUUUUGUCGUCUCUCUUUGUCCCCUGUAUAUCAUCUGCCCAAGGGGAUGGCUGGGGCUGGAAGAGGGUCCCUGGCCCCACAGUCCUCCUUCCUGCAGUCCCCCAUCAAGGGGGGAGAGAGCCACCGUGUGUCGCCUUAACUGAGUCCUGCAUGGCCUCUGGGCUGUGCUCAUACCAAACCUCUGUUCUAGCUCAGGAUUGGAUCUUACCCCUCAAAAUGCUUUCCCUGGCUGUGAGACCCCUUGGGGACAGCCACCUUGCUUGACUCCUGGCAAAGGGGACAGGACAAUGAGGGAGCACUGCAGUUUCCUGACUGUGCCCAGCUACAGACCCUGUUUCCAGCCCCAUGGCUAGACCCAUGUGGGCUCUCUGCUUGGAGGAGGGCUUUCACCUACAUGCCAAAGUGAUGUGUGUGUCCUCUUAAUCUGCCACGUGGAAAGAUAUGGGUAAUAAAAUUCUUAAUUCCACCCUCGG
This is a messenger RNA of Calypte anna (Anna's hummingbird), 1815 nucleotides long. It is a transcript of the gene SIGMAR1, whose product is annotated as sigma non-opioid intracellular receptor 1. Gene Ontology annotation, cellular component: endoplasmic reticulum. The record is from RefSeq and is a predicted model, not a curated record. Bases 33 to 704 code for a protein of 223 amino acids. The transcript is spliced from 4 exons. Lineage: Eukaryota; Metazoa; Chordata; Aves; Apodiformes; Trochilidae.